Molecule: messenger RNA, 1512 nt
Organism: Lathyrus sativus (Indian pea)
Lineage: Eukaryota; Viridiplantae; Streptophyta; Magnoliopsida; Fabales; Fabaceae
Source: the annotation of a GenBank genome assembly
AUGGAGCUUCACAACAAUUUUUCUAUCUUUACCUUAAUGGCAUCCUUUCUCUUCCUCUUGCUACUAUUCAAGAUAGUUAAAACAUGGAGUACUUCUAAAAAUUCUAAAGCCAAUUUACCACCAGGACCAUGGACACUGCCCUUCAUAGGGAACAUACAUCAAAUUAUUACCAGCUCAUUGCCUCAUCGUUCCUUGAAAACUUUGGCACAAAAAUAUGGACCUUUGAUGUACCUUAAACUUGGUGAGGUACCAUACAUAAUAGUUAGUUCACCAGAAAUGGCGAAAGAGAUUCUAAAAACUCACGACUUCAACUUUUGUGAUAGGCCAAACCUUAUGUUGUCCACAAUAUUUAGUUACAAAAAUACUGAUAUCAUAUUCUCUGUAUAUGGAGAACACUGGAGGCAACUACGAAAGAUAUGCGUUAUAGAGCUAUUGAGUGUAAAGCGUGUCCAGUCAUUUAGGUCCAUAAGGGAACAAGAGGUGGAUGAUCUUGUUAAAUCAAUAGCUGCAAGUGAAGGAUCGAUUGUUAAUCUUUCUCUUAAGAUUUUUGAUAUGACGCAUGGGAUAGUGGCGAGGGCGGCGUUUGGAAAAAGGAGUAAACACCAACAAGUAUUCAGAUCAGCAAUUGAUGAAAUAUCAGAUUUACUCGGAGGAUUUUGUAUUGCUGAUUUGUAUCCAUCUAUUAAUAUGCUUCAAAGGAUGACUAUGGCCAAGAAAAAAUUUGAAAAACUUCACAGAGAGAUUGAUAUGAUAAUACAAGAUAUCCUCGACGAUCACAGAAGCAUUCAUAGGGAAGUUAGCAAGGAUGAAGAUAUAGUUGAUGCUCUUCUCAAGAUUCAACAGGAAAAUGAACAAUCAGAACAUCCCGUGACUGACAUAAACAUGAAAUCAAUCAUCCUGGACAUGUUUGCUGCUGGUACUGAAACAUCAUCAGAGGUUACAUUAUGGUGUAUGUCUGAGAUAGUAAAGAAUCCAAAGGUAAUGGAAGAAGCGCAAGCUGAAGUAAGAAGAGUGUUUGAUAAGAAAGGGGGUGUAGAUGAGACAGAUAUGCAUGAACUGAUAUACUUAAAGUGUGUCAUCAAAGAGACACUAAGGCUUCAUCCUAUUGUACCAAUGUUGGUUCCAAGAGAAAAUAGGGAGAAAUGCCAAAUAAAUGGGUAUGAUAUCCCAGCUAAAACAAGGGUCAUGGUCAAUGCUUGGGCUAUUGGAAGAGAUUCAAGGUAUUGGGUUGAAGCUGAGAGUUUUAAACCUGAGAGAUUUCUUAAUAGCCCAAUUGAUUUCAAAGGUGCAGACUUUGAAUUCAUACCAUUUGGUGGUGGAAGGAGAAUGUGUCCAGGAAUAGCAUUUGGCUUACCUAACGUUGAGCUACCUCUUGCUCAAUUGCUUUACCACUUUGAUUGGAAGGUUCCCAAUGAAAUGAAAAAUGAAGAACUUGAUAUGACUGAAUCAUUUGGAAUAACUGUCAGAAGAAAACACGACCUAUGCUUAAUUCCUAUUAUUCGUUGUCUUUGA